AUGGACUCCACCGAAGCCGAGCUUGAGAGCUUCCGCCAGAAAUGGAGGGAGGAAGUCUCUGCGAGGGCGAAGGGCAAGCAACCAGCAGCGGUCGCUCCGGCGAAGACGACGCAGGCGCCAUCGAGUAGAGCUCAUGCGCCGAAAAGCAAUGCGCCUGAGGUGUCAUCCCACGCGCGUCAUCAUAGUGUUGAAGAGCUGGACGAGGUAGAACCUCACAGGUAUCGCGAUCUUGGGGAGAGGCAGCAUGGACGUAGACUGGAUGAAACCGGCCCUCCUCCUGCUUCUUCGAGCCGGGAGCCGCGGUCAGCGCUGGAGCACUAUGAAAGAGCCGUGGAGAAAGAAACUCAGGGGAGUUUGGGCGAUAGUUUGAGAUUGUACCGGAAAGCCUUCAAGCUCGACUCCACAGUCCACGAGACCUACAAAGCAAAGCACUUCCCACCCUCCUCCUUCAAGCCCCCAGCACCCCUACCCAAACCCACCGACCCCAAUCCCUCAAAUGCCGCCGUCACAGUGCCCAAUCCCGCCCACCACUCCCUCCACGGCCUCCCCCCAUCCCUCCAAUCCAUGCUCGACGACUUCUCCAGCCUCUCUAUCGAAGGACUCCCGCCGCCCACCGAGCUCUCCCCAGCGCCACCCUGCCCCAUCUCCACCAUCCCCGAGGAGCUCCUCGCCGAGAUCCUCAUCCACCUCGCCAUCAAAGACCUCGCCUCCUUCGUGCGCCUCGCCCAAGUAUGCAAGCGCCUCGCCUACCUCGUCGCCACCGAAGAGCGCGUCUGGAAGCGCAUCGCGCUCGGCUCCGAGUACGGCUUCGCCGCCAUGCACUACACGUGGGCCUGCCAGAUCGACGGCAAGCCGCUCGGCGACGACGGCCAGGGCGGCUACCUACUCGGCUCCGACGACCCUGAUCUCGACGACCCCAUUGACGAACACGAAAUCCCGCUACCUUCCCCAGCAGCCCUGACGCCCCUCCUCGUCCCCGCCGUCUACCCCACCUACCGCACGCUCUUCCAGCGCCGCCCGCGCAUCCGCUUCAACGGCUGCUACAUCUCGACCGUGAACUACACGCGCCCCGGCGCCUCCUCGCCGACAAGCGUGACCUGGAACUCGCCCAUCCACAUCGUGACCUACUACCGCUACCUGCGCUUCCUGCGGCCGGGGACCUGCAUCUCGCUGCUGACGACCGUUGAGCCCGCCGACGUCGUGCCGUACCUGCACCCGGAGCACGUGCACAAGAACCACGGCGCGUUGCCCUCGGCGCCGAUGAAAGAUGCGCUGCUGGGCCGGUGGCGCCUCACGGGGCCCGAGAUCCCAGGCCUGCCUCCCGGGCUGCAGCGUGAGGACGGCGCGGAGAAGGAAGGCGCGCUGGUUGUGGAGACGGCGGGCGUCACGCCGAAGUACAUGUACAAGAUGGUGCUGGGGCUGGGCAGUGCGGGGCGCGGCGGGCGGAAUAAUAAGCUGGUGUGGAAGGGGUAUUGGAGCUAUAACCGGUUGACGGAUGACUGGGCGGAGUUUGGGCUGAAGAAUGAUAGGCCGUUUUACUGGAGCCGGGUUAAGAGCUACGGGAUGGGGUUGGAGGGGAGCUAG
This is a messenger RNA of Trematosphaeria pertusa, 1584 nucleotides long. RefSeq lists its product as uncharacterized. Lineage: Eukaryota; Fungi; Ascomycota; Dothideomycetes; Pleosporales; Trematosphaeriaceae. The transcript is spliced from 2 exons. Gene Ontology annotation, molecular function: protein binding. Bases 1 to 1584 code for a protein of 527 amino acids. Gene Ontology annotation, biological process: SCF-dependent proteasomal ubiquitin-dependent protein catabolic process. The record is from RefSeq and is a predicted model, not a curated record. Gene Ontology annotation, cellular component: SCF ubiquitin ligase complex.